This is a messenger RNA of Hyla sarda, 2987 nucleotides long. RefSeq names its product par-6 family cell polarity regulator gamma (gene PARD6G). Gene Ontology annotation, cellular component: apical plasma membrane; nucleus; cell cortex. The transcript has 3 exons. The coding region runs from base 218 to 1375 and encodes 385 amino acids. Lineage: Eukaryota; Metazoa; Chordata; Amphibia; Anura; Hylidae. Gene Ontology annotation, biological process: establishment or maintenance of cell polarity; regulation of cellular localization; centrosome cycle. The record is from RefSeq and is a predicted model, not a curated record. Gene Ontology annotation, molecular function: protein kinase C binding.
UGUUAGCAGAGCGAGCGCCUGGGAGAACUGCGGGGCUGUGGGGAGCGGAACGCUGGGACUGGAAACACAACACACAGGGACUCGGAGCCGCCGUGUGUCUGCGGGGAUCCGGCGUCUGCUGCGGAGAACCGGGGAAGCCGGGACCGGUGCCCCCCGCACUACAGUCUGGGGAUAACUUGGCUGGGUGGCGUUGGGGAGGGGGGGGCGAGCAGUGAAGAUGAAUCGAAGUUUUAGUAAGUCCCAGACUCUGCGCUAUGUGGCGAGCAGCGCCGUGGAGGUGAAGAGCAAGUAUGGAGCAGAGUUUAGAAGAUUUUCCUUAAAUCGAUAUAAACCUGGGACGUUUGAGGACUUCUACAAUCUUCUCCUUCAGAUCCACAACAUAUCCAAUGUAGAUGUUAUGCUUGGUUAUGCCGAUGUCCAUGGUGACCUUCUUCCAAUUAACAAUGAUGACAAUUUUUGUAAAGCUGUUUCAAGUGCCAACCCGCUGCUUAGAGUAUUCAUUCAAAAGCAAGAGGAAGUUGACUACAGCACCUUUGGCUCUGCAACACUGAACAGAAAGAAGAAAAAUGCUUUGGUGGCAUUACGGAAUGACAGCCUUCGCCAUAAGAAACCUCAUAUCAACAUAAGCAUGCCUCAUGACUUUAGACCAGUCUCUUCAAUCAUUGAUGUGGACAUACUUCCUGAGACACACAGACGUGUAAGACUUUACAGGCAUGGAUGUGAAAAACCUCUAGGAUUCUAUAUACGUGAUGGAACUAGUGUCAGAGUUACCCCUCAUGGAUUGGAGAAAGUGCCAGGAAUAUUCAUUUCUAGGAUGGUUCCGGGUGGAUUGGCAGAGAGCACUGGGCUGUUAGCUGUGAAUGAUGAAGUUCUAGAAGUUAAUGGCAUUGAGGUAGCUGGAAAGACUCUUGACCAGGUCACGGAUAUGAUGAUUGCCAACAGCCACAAUCUAAUUAUUACCGUUAAACCUGCAAACCAAAGAAACAAUGUUAUCCGGAGUAGCCGGAUGUCUGGCAGCUCUGGGCAGUCGACAGACAGCACGGCCAGCCACCACAGCUUACCAUCUGCUCACCUAUUACAGAAUUUUAACCCUGAUGACAUGGAGAGUGACGAUGAUGCAGAUAUUGUCAUUGAAGGUAGCCUUGAGCCCCGCAACAUUCCCAAAUCUCACAGUCUACCUUCUGGAAGCCUUUCCCGACUCAAUGGAAGCAGCCUCAGUCACAGAUUGGAAAGGGACUUAGCUCUUAACCAUUCUGGGCGGGAGAGUAAUGGAAGCAUCCACAAGAUUUUGAGUAGUUUAAAGGCUGACCCAAGGAAUAGCUUGGUGAUACCCAAGGGAGGGGUUGAGGAGGAUGGUACUGUGAUUACACUUUAAACAAUAUGACUGGUAUCAAGGUCUGUCAGUGUGUUCCUUGGCAUACUGGGCACAUGUCUUAAAGGAUAAAUGCUUAAAUCUGAACCUUUGCCUAUGACUUUGAUAUUGAGCAGUUCAGUGGUACAUUAUGUUUCCUAAGUAGGUUUCUGAAUUCCACGCUAGUACUGUAAAGUCAUGUGCUUGGACGCUGUUUUGUGCCUAUGUGAAGCGACCCACCAGUUUUUGCUUCCUUACAGGGUACAUUACCAAAGCUUCUCUUUUCAUAGUCAGUCUACAUGAGUAGAAAAUGUAGUUCAUUCUAUGUUUAAUAAAUGCAGGGCUUUGCACUGUUAAACGGUAAGUAGCAUCUGGUUAUUAUGAUCUAAAACCACUCAGUAUUUCUGUGGUACGUUCUUCAUGUGGUGGCCUGUAACUACCUUUAUAAUAGUCAGGUUACUGGACUUGCAAAGUGAUCACAGCUCUUUGUAGAGUUCUCUCCACAUUUAGGUUUCUAAGGGUGUUUUCACACUGCAUGUGCAGGGUCUGCUGGAGGUAUAUGUCAGGAGGGUUUUCAAACAGCCAUAUAGACAGCUAUAGGCUCCUAUGUUCAGUAUACAGUGCAGCAUACUUUUUUUUUUUUUUUACUUUGUAUGGAAUAGUAAAGCAGACAGAACUAUUUUAGACAAAGGGAAUUAAAGGUAGAUCAGUCUGAAGAAGGGCAAAUGAACACUCUUUUGGCCUCCAUAGAGUAAAUAGGGGCCUAUGGAUAACAUAUGGAGCUGGAGCUUUCUUGGCCCUUACACUUAACAUGCAGUGUGAAAGCAGCCUCACUGUAUAUUUUCUAGUCUAGGAAGCCAAUGUAAACAUUCUGUAUCCAGGUUACUGGGCUCAACAGCUCCACUUGCUGGUCAACUGUGGCAGACUUUGAGAAAACCGAAUCAUGUUUGAGCUACAGUGCAUCGAGAAAUCCGCUUCCUUUUCCCCUUUCUGUGAAUAUUGUGGUUUGUGAAUCAUGUUGUGCUGCCUAAAUCAGAUCUUGUCCUGUUAAGACCAUCCCUUUAAAAAAUGAAUUAUUGUGCUUCCAACAUCUUACAAUGUGUUUCCAUAAGCAGUAAAUAUAUAUAUAUGCCAUACUGUUACUCUGUAAGACAUUGGGAAUUCUAAAAAGAAAUGGCCUAAAUAUGUGUCUGAAGAACAGUAUUGAUUGAACAUAAGAUUCCAAGAAGUGUUCUUACCAACCAUGUUACAUUAAAAAUUUUUACAAUAAAACAUGAACUACGUCAGCCCUGUCCACCUACAGUAAACGGGCGUAUGGUACCAUAAUACUAUUGUGUUAACUAUCAAAUUUGUUUUCUUCAUAAAAUCUUAAAAUUGCUUGUUGUAAUAUAUAUACAAUACCACUAAAUAUUAAAAUGGUCAUUUUUUUUUCCACUUAAGUGUCAUUACAAUCUUCCAGAACAUUUGCCUGUAAAAGAAAACUGUGUUCUGUGGGUAGAGAACAAGGACUAUAUCAUAAAAUAUAUACAAUACAUUCCAGUUUUGUUUAAUUUAAGGUCUCAAAUCUUAAAGGAUAGCUACCAGUGUUUUUAUACAUUUGUAUUUUAAAAGAUGUUAAAUAAAGCCAGAACACUAA